Messenger RNA from Amoebophrya sp. A120, 5730 nucleotides. NCBI's taxonomy places the organism in Eukaryota, Dinophyceae, Syndiniales, Amoebophryaceae. The record is from the annotation of a GenBank genome assembly.
CAGCGCGUGAGCGCGCUUGCUGGUGCGAGCACGCGAGUAUCUUGUUUUUUCUCAGGUGUUAAAACACGAGUAGAAAAAUAGUACGACCAAUUCUUGCUCGCGGAAACAGCACGAGCGUCAUAGUACUGCUUUUACGUGGUGGCUGCAGCAGACACUGAUUUAAUAUCAAAUAGGAAUCAAGAACAUGGCGGCGACUGCAACCAGCGCAGGUGGUUCAUCCGCUGACUUCGGGGAGAAAGCACGGGGCGAGAUGUGCGAGACCUACGAGCACUCUUUGCUGUUCGCUUCUUGCUGAAGGAGUUCGAAGUUCUCGGUCUCGGGUGACCACAACCGGAGUUCGCCAGCUCAUCAUGGCUGGCAACCGGAAAGGAUUAGUACACCGAGAUGAACAAGAUGAACGACGAACGGAAAAUUACGCUCCAGCUGUCCCCACGUGUGUUCGGCCCGCCGGAGCAUCAAGUGCAAAAACCACCGGGUCCGCAAAUUUCGAAAAGUCCUCUCGCGGAGAGUCACGAGGACAUCAUCGUGGUUCUGGUCGCGAAGAUUUUUAUCUGAAGAGAAGUCCACAACAACAUAAAGUGCUUGGUCGAGAUCGCGACUGCUUCGAUGUGCAUCACUCGGGGCACGACCGCGAACCGACCGAGGAUGAGUGUGAUGAGGAGGAUGGGAGAAGAACGGCAGAGGAUUUUUCGUCAGCGGGCAGUACUACAAGCACCAACUGGGCCGGCGUUGCAGAUGUUCUGCAGAAUCUUCUGGCGAAAGCGGUUAGCGCGACUUCCUGCCGCAAGCGGCUUAAGAAUUCCAAGCCAGGAAGGAGUAGAGGGCCGGAGACGAGAGUUGUCGAUCGUGAAAGCAGUAGAAGUGGUUUUAUUUUUAACGCGAUGAAUUAUGACGACGAAGAUGAUCCGGAAUCCUUUUCGCCUACGGAACAUCAAUCAGUGCCCCGAAAUGUUGUUGGAACAUUCCCGCGAGCAGUUCCCCGACGGAAGUUCGUGAGCGCACUGCAGGGCGAUCACUUGCAGGAUCAGGAAGAGGAGGCCGAGGGGAACGGGGACGAUCGUGGCGCUUUCAGCUCGACAAGACACGACGUUGCGCAGAACAAUAUCAACGACGACCGGCACAGGCACCACGUGGAACACAGCCAACGCGCGUCACCCCAUGAUCUGAGCAUAUUAAGCUCGCAAUAUGAAGAAAGUGACGUCCUUUUCCGUUCCGCAACACAGCACGAACCGCAAAUGACCCAACACCGAAAGAACGCUUUGUCUCUGAACGGAUACUCCUCCUCUUCGCCCUGCCAGUCCAUCACCAGCACGCCGCGGAGUUGCGUUGACAAGCAAGGCGCACCAGGUGGAAAAAGCGGGUGUAGGACAUCAAGCAGCCGGGUUUCGAAUGAGCAACCUCCGCGCCAUCAUGCACCUUAUGAAGAUCAUUUUCAGCAGCAGCCCCGGAGUGGCAGUUCGUCGAAGCACAGGAGCGGCAACUACAGAGCGAUCGUCGGAACACCGCACUCGGAAGUGAUCUCCACCUUCAGCGAGUUUCGUGCGAAAAAUGCGGCAAGGAAUAGUGGUAGUUGUGUGAAUAAUUACAUGCUUGAACAAGGCGACAUUUCGUCUCCCCGAAGCACCACACGCAGUGCGGCGCGAGAGGAAUUCGAUACCGACGUAAAUAUUCGGCAGAGGUUGAGCUUUGACGAACACGAUGUUGUAGUCUCACCAGGACAACAGGCUCCUGCAGCUUCCGGCAGCACCUCCCGCGGCUACGCACAACAGCAGCAGAGCCAGGGGGUAGAGAUGCAGGAAUUUUUACAGACAGCAGGAAGUAGUAGGCAGGGCCAUGAUCAGGAGGAACAACGCGGGGAACAAUAUGAACGCAUGAUGUUAAACAGACCACAGGCUCCGACGACGACGUCGCAGCACCACAACUCCUUCAUGCAGCACCCAGCACAGCAGCCGCACAACCCGCACCAGCAAUCGCAGCAGCCGGUGGCGGCUCGGCAGCACCAGGUAACUUUCGUCGAAGUUGUGGAGGAUAAUCCGUCACCCACCCUGGGUAUUGUGCGCAUUGAUCACGACUACGACCCGGUUCCCGGAAACAUCGCACACCCGUCCAGCUACAGCUACCGCUCGGUCAGUUUGAUGGUGCCGGGCUUGACCUUCGAAAUGUGCCGCAGGGGCGUCAUGAGUCGCGAGGUACGAAUUGUUGUAGUUCUCGUUUGAUUUCCAUUUCUUGUCUCGCAAAUCUUUAUUUCUCAGAAGGACGCCACUUACUAGUACUUCGGAUCAUGAUGUUUUGGUAGAAUUAUGGCCGCAACAACGUGCAUCGAUCUAUCAGGCACGAUAAGAACCUAAAAACAGGGUCACAACUUUCAAGUCCUUAGCUGCUAUCCGCAAUGAAAAUUCUUUCCACCCUAUCAGGUCGAGCGUUCCUUUUACCGCGUUUUGGACCAGUUGGUUUUUCAGUUUCGCGUGUCGGGGAUCACUUCGGACUGCGGGUUCAUGGUGUUUUUCCAGCAGAAGGCACAGCAGCACGUGCGGUCGCGGUCCCUGUUCCACAUCCCGGUCUUCAUGUCUGUCUUUGCGCACUUGCCGGCGGUGGCCUGCUCCACGCCGGUGGAGGCGGAGAUCGCCAUCUUCACGGCGUCCGGCCGGGACCUGCUCCCCAAGCUGCCGGAAAUCCAGAAGGUUUCCGGCUUGUCGCACGUGAAUCUGAACCGCUUGGUGGUGGUUUCCUGCUCCCGCAUCCCGGGGCUGCACGAGGCGCUGCAGUACGGCAAGCCGCUGAACCCGGGGGAGGUGAAGCGCGGCCUCGAGCAGUUGACGGAGAAAGUGUUGACGCAGCAUCCCAACGUCGCGGUCUUCCUCAUCGAGUGCACGGAGUUGCCGCCCUACUCGGAGGUGAUCCGGCAGGCGACCAGGCGGAACCUCCCCGUGUACGAUGCGAUCACCAACGCCGACUUCUUCAUGAGCGGGGCGCUGUGCAACUCCCGAUUCGGCAUCGGAACCAGCAUCGGCAGUGCAGCUGGUGUAGACCACCACGGCAUGAGCAGCAGCAUGAUCGUCCCAACGGGUCCUCCGAUUGUGCGCGAAUCCUCCUACGUGUCCAGCAACAGUAACGGACAACAAGGCGCCGGUGGACCUCCAGGUUUGACGUAUCACCAUCCAAAUGCACGGAGGAAGUACAAUCCAGCGUCUUCCUCAGAACAGAUGUACGGAAACACUAUGAGCAACAGUAGUGCAGCACCAGCUGGACCGAGCUACAACCCGAGUUACGGAAUGAGCAGCACGUUGAACAACCAGCAGCAUGGUACAACUACAGGAAGCUUUCCAAAUCCGCAUCAGCGCACGGUCCACAGUCACGCAGUCACGAGUUUCAGCGGCAAUAACACUUCUUCAGCAUCAAUUGGAGUAGAUCAUCAUCAUGGACAUGGUACAACUUUUUACAACAAUACCCAGGAGUCGUUGUUCAACCCCCACCAGCACCAGCAAAUAGCGCAUCCGGAUCGGCGGGCGGUCAACGACUGCUCAACACCUGAUAUGGUAAUUCCUGAGCAACAUCUUCAACGGGCGCCAGCGCACAACAGACCGAUAGCGUUGACACCGGAGAUCAUGCAAAAUAGUACAACUUCGACUUGUUCCAGCAGGUACAACAACACUUCUAAUUUACAGUCUGCGCAGGGCCAGUAUCACGAUCAUGUGCUGGCGCCCCAUCAAACGCCGCCAGCGAACACUAAAUCAGCAGCAGUCCUCUACUCGCCCCCGACGGACGAGUUUCUGCGCCGGAUCUCCGGGUCCACGACGAACGGCACUCUGAUCGGGCAAACUGACAUGACUUCUGCCGGUGGUUAUCACGGCAAGGACGUGGACUCGCUGGCGACCAUGUCGACCAUCACCGGCGGAUCUGAGGACGCCGUCUCCUACCCGUCCUCCCGCGGUACCUUCGACCCGAGCGUGUUCUACGGAAAUCAACAGGUUCUUGCGGCGGGGGCAAAUAGUAGCACCACUGGUGGAGCUGCUGGAGGUCCUCCGGUGCCGACCGGUAGUUGUGCAACUACUUCUACAACAGCUCAUGCUGCAAUUUCUGGAUAAAAAAAUUGUACUGUCGGUGGUCAACUCUAACUCAACAUCUUCAAACUUCAAACCUGCAAAGAAAAGCAACGCAGAAUUUUUUUGUCGACUUCCAAAUCUUUUGUUGAUUCCCGCUCGCUUUUUGAUGGUAUGUCUAAGACAGGGCGACCUGAAAAUCAAUUCGCAUUUUGUCGACGAAUUCUAUCACGAACUUUGAAUGAUGUCAAAGCGCCAAGGCAUAUUGAACAGGACCUCUGUGUCCCUGUCCUUUUACUUUUCCGAGACUAGUUUCUUUCUACAUCAACACAACAUCACCAAUUAUUUUGUCUUUUAUCUCGCUCGGUCUUAAUUCAUUUGGGGAUCGGCGAAUCGAAGUCAAGCGCGUUUUUGCCUUUGCUAGAGAUUGCGAUGGCUUUACCAAGAAAUCUUUCCUUAUCGCGACUGUCGUAGCGCUCCAACAGGUUUUGUUGGUUUUUUUCAAAAGCGCACGCGGUGUGCGGCGGUAGGUCCAGAAGCGUCUAGCACGGCAGAUUGAUCUUUUGUGUGAACGUGAUAUAAAAUUUUCGAGGAUGGAGCAAGGGAGAUCGUCUCUUGCUCAUUCUCGUCUGUGCAGAUUACUUACACGCUGUAUAAUUUGGGUUUUGAAACAGUACACCAGAAAAUCUCAAAAACCACACUGAAUAGCGAUGUAGUCAUCGUUGCUUAGUGUAUUUCACUUCUCUGUUGUGGCGGAAAACUCUUCAUACACAAGUUUUUCAUAUUAGAAACACUUUUCGUCCACAUUUUCCUUGUUUUUCGCCACACAGUUUUGUGUUUUCCUCGUGAUUUUUUUAUGUAGCUGAGUUUCAUAAACAUAAGGCCUUUUUGAAUGAAACAAUCUUCCAUUUUUCUGCGUACAACAUUCCACAGAUCGGGAUGGUACAGGGAAAGUUUCUACCAUGUAAAAACGCGACAAGUGCGCCGCCAUGCAGUGCGCACCCGCAGUAGUAUUUCGCGGUUUUUUAUUUCGCUCCAAAUUCUGCCUGCUGAUUUAGAUAUCCUAUUCACUCGAAUAGUGCAGCCUCAUUUUUCUGUCCAUUUUUGAUAUAUUGUGUUUUUUUCUGUAUGAUGAAUUUGCUAUCAACCGGUACGCUCGCGCGCACCUGCGUCGAUUCAGUAGAAUCUGUCGCAGGGAUGCGGUAACAAAUGUUUCGCGAGAUCCUACUUGCACUCAAAUACUCCAAGCAGAUAGACACGGCAGGCUGUCGAGUAAGUCACGUGAUCCAGGCUGCUGUGUCGUAUCUUUCGGCUAAGCUCUGUUAUUGAGUCGGUUUUCGUACUACUUUGUUUUUGAGAAAAACUGCGGAAAUGCAACUUGUUACGGGGGCCAUUCAGUAGUUCAGAAGUCCCUGCUUGAUAAAAAAUUUUGUCCGCAUUACAUGUGAUUUCUUUCGAAAAUGAAACUACCAACACAAGCACUUCGGACGAGUAUUUUGACGGCAAAAGAACUUUUCACGCUAUUGAUAGGUACAAACUUCUUUCAUGAAAAAUUAGCAAACUCUCGCUACGGAAGAGAAGCCUACUCGGCUUGUCUCCCUGACGGGCGAGUAGAUUGACCGCACGGACCAGUGGGAGCGGUAGCAUGGCAUGAUCGUUCAGCAGGUUCUUUCACCAUACUCUCUCUGCA